AUGAAGAAGAGGGGAAGAGGUAGCCUUGUAAAGUUAAUUGGACUCCUCUACGACAAGUAUAAGCACAAACUGUACGAAGCAUGGGUAAAAGUGAAGAAUUUCUUCAAGCAAGUGUAUCGAGAGAUCAAAAAAGUGUUCCAGAAGGUUGGCAGGUCGAUUAGCAAUUUUUUCAAUAAGCUGUUUGGCAACUUCAAGAAACGGAAAGCAAGUACGAUGAAGCCACCACCGGCACAAGUAAAAAAUUGA
Messenger RNA from Leptosia nina, 246 nucleotides. NCBI's taxonomy places the organism in Eukaryota, Metazoa, Arthropoda, Insecta, Lepidoptera, Pieridae. The record is from the annotation of a GenBank genome assembly.